AUGCCAGAAACAAAAAAUUGGACAGCAAAAGCAAUCAAAUUUCUGAUUGAAAACAGGGGUGAUCUUGAUAAUGAAUUUAAUAGCAAUAAAAAAAAACACAAAAUUUGGGAAAAAAUGUCUAAUAUUUUAAAAGAAAAUGGUAUUGCAGUGUCUGGACCAAACUGUAAUAUUAAAUUCCGAAACUUAAUGGCUACAUUUAGGGACAAUGUACAAAGAUCCAAUAAGUCUGGUGAAGGAGCUAUAAAUUGAGAAUAUUAUGUUAUAAUGAAACAGUAUUUUGGGAAAAAGGAUUCUGUUACUCCUAAUCAGAAUACAUUAUUAGGAAGUAACCUACCGAAUUCCAGUAAAAUGAAUUUGAAAAAAUCAGAUGAACAUACCAAACAACAACGUUCUCAACUAUUAGAUUACAUUGGCGAAGAAAUAAACUCUGAUGAAGAUAAUAUAGUACCAAAAAGGAAAAAAUUCCAAGAGGUUUUAUUAGAGGAAAUGAAGGAGGAUUUUGUUUUUAAUCAAACUCAUGUAAAGCUUAAGUUAUAUUGUUUUGUUUUGUUUUUCUAA
Molecule: messenger RNA, 558 nt
Organism: Rhopalosiphum padi (bird cherry-oat aphid)
Lineage: Eukaryota; Metazoa; Arthropoda; Insecta; Hemiptera; Aphididae
Source: RefSeq, a predicted model, not a curated record